AUGGGUGCUGAAAAUUACAAGCCCACUUCCUGGGCCGCCAUCCAGAAUGCCACGUUACCGGCUCAAGGUGCUGGCAAUCAGACCUUUGACAAUCGCGUGUUCUUUGGCGUUGCCAUUGGUGUCCCUGCAUAUAUUAGCUACACGCUGGGACUCCCCUUUUGGUUCUUUUUAGUUUUGGCUGUCGUUAUGUUUUUGCCCAUCCUGGCCUGCACUCUUUACUUGACUUCGCGUUUCGCGUCGCGCUAUCGCAACCGCGUCGAGCUUCCUGGCAAGCCUAUUGAAGAAUACAUCACCAUCCAUGACCCCGAACUCAAGGCAUCUUACUAUGGUCGCAACAAAAUCCCCAUGGAGCUCUUUUUCGAGUCGUACUUUGAAGGCAAGAUUGAUUUCAACGGCGAUCCUCUUGAGAUUAUGGAAGCCCGACACGACUGGGCUGCUUUCCAGUUCACCCUUGGCCAGUUCAAGUUCUUUUUGACCCAGUGGUUGCCCGAGACCUUCUGGCACUCGCGUGAGCAGGACGAGAACCAGGUCCGUGAUCACUAUGACCGUGGCGACGAUUUUUAUGAAGGCUUCUUGGGUCCCUUGAUGGUCUACACCAGCGGUAUCAUUUCUGACAAGAACAAGCGCGAGACGCUCGAGGAACUUCAAGAAAACAAGAUGCGUUUGAUUUGCGAAAAGGUUCACCUGAAGGAAGGCGAGAAGCACUUGGACAUUGGCUGUGGCUGGGGUACUUUGACCGGUUUCGCCUCCAAGCACUACGGCAGUGAGUCCACUGGCGUCAGCUUGUCGCGUAACCAGGUUCAAUACGGUAACAAGAAGUUUGAGGAACAGGGCAUCGCCGACAAGGCCAAGCUUGUUUGCAUGGAUUUCCGCAACUUCCCCUCUGGUGCCAAGUAUGACAAGAUCACUUGUGUUGAGAUGGCUGAGCAUGUCGGUAUCCGUCGUUUCCAGACUUUCUUGCAUGAUGUCCGUGAACUUUUGGAUGAUGAUGGCAUGUUCUACAUGCAGGUCGCUGGUCUCCGUGCUACAUGGCAAUACGAAGAUUUCAUCUGGGGUCUUUUCAUGGCCAAGUACAUUUUCCCUGGCGCUGAUGCUUCUACUCCUCUUAACUGGUACAUCAACCAGCUUGAGACUGCUGGCUUCGAAAUCCACAACGUCGAUACCGUUGGUGUCCAUUAUUCCGCUACUUUGGAGCGAUGGUACCACAACUGGAAUAAGAACAAGGAGCCUUUGCGCGCCAAAUAUGGUGACAAGAUUGUUCGUGUUUGGGAAAUCUUCCUCUCAUGGUCCACCAUCGUCGCUCGCCAAGGUGGCGCUACUUGCUUCCAGAUCGUGGCCAACAAGAACCGCAACGACUUUGACCGUGCCGCUCUUAUCUGCAACCGCACUAACCCUUCUACCUGGGCUAAGCAGCAAUAA
Molecule: messenger RNA, 1419 nt
Organism: Zychaea mexicana
Lineage: Eukaryota; Fungi; Mucoromycota; Mucoromycetes; Mucorales; Lichtheimiaceae
Product: S-adenosyl-L-methionine-dependent methyltransferase
Exons: 3
Coding region: 1-1419 (472 amino acids)
Biological process (GO): cellular response to biotic stimulus
Source: RefSeq, a predicted model, not a curated record